Molecule: messenger RNA, 666 nt
Organism: Hibiscus syriacus
Lineage: Eukaryota; Viridiplantae; Streptophyta; Magnoliopsida; Malvales; Malvaceae
Exons: 1
Coding region: 1-666 (221 amino acids)
Source: RefSeq, a predicted model, not a curated record
AUGGAUGGAGCAACCUGCCUUGCAUCAAGUCAAGGGUGGCUCCUUCUAUUCCGCGAAGGCUCAAUGUUCUUCUUCUGCCCUUUCUCUCGUGCCAAAAUGGAGCUUCCGGUCCCAUGCCAAUUAGCCCACCUAGAAUUCUCGGACGAUGUAGCGAUGUUUUCAGCUCCUCCGACUUCAAAAGAUUGUGUCGUAUGCAUUGCUUGUAGAACCGAACAAAGAGAAGACUUAGAGCUGUACUUGAUUCACCGUGGGUCCAAUUCAUGGACCAAGCACAAACUCGAGUCAUUCCCCCACAAAAUCGUAUAUGCCGCAUACCACAACGGGGUCUUCUACUACUUCGACAACACAUGUUUGAUGGUUUGUUUCUCGAUCGAGGAUCGGAGAAUAAGAACCGGUAAGGUAAUUUCCGCAAAGUCAGCGAACGAUAGAUGUCUCCCAUUCAGAUUCAGUUCCAAUCACGAGAAAAGGGACAGGAAGAAACGAUUGGCAUUGGUACUGGGAGAAGAGACUCUAGUUUCCACCUGUGGGACGAGAGUAUCUUCUUGUCACCCUGCUUAUAAGAUGAUCCCUUCUGAAAACACAGAGAAAGCUAAAGAACCUGGAACCCGCAAAGGGGUUUGGUUUCAACCUCGUUUCCAUCAUAUUGACAAAAAGCAAAGCUGGUGA